AUGACGCAUAAAAUUGACGAACAUACGCCUUUGGUAUCGGACUCCAUCCCACCACCACCGUUCAAUGGCACCACCGCGAUUAAAUAUGCUCCUUUGCCGUAUUCUUCAUCAUGCACCAGUCUCGUAUCAAAAACCAAUGAAACCAGCCGAUCCGCCAAACGGAAAAUCAUGUUUGCCGCUUGUCUAGCCUUGCUCUUCUUUGCUACGGAAUUGACGGCCGGAUACUUUGCAAAUUCACUAGCCCUCAUGUCCGACGCAUUUCAUCUGUUGUCAGACGUAGCCAGUUUUAUUGUCGCCCUGGUAGCCAUUUACUUGGCCGAGAAACCGCCCACUAAACGACACACAUUUGGGUUCCACCGUGCCGAAGUGAUUGCUGCCCUGGUAUCGGUGCUAACCAUCUGGGUACUGACGGCAAUCUUGGUCAAAGAGGCUAUUGCACGACUACGAAACCCACAAGAAAUCAAUGCCAAACUGAUGUGUAUGACAGCGUCUAUCGGCGUAGCUGUGAAUGUAGUGCUGGCCUAUGUAUUAGGGGGUCAUCACGAUCACGACGGUUCGGGGAAACAUGAUCACCGUGCCAUGGAGAAUGGCGAAGCGACCACGACUGCAUCUCAAAAGGAAAGGAAUAUCAAUUUGCAAGCUGCGGCGCUUCACGUAUUGGGUGAUUUGCUAGCUUCAGUCGGUGUGCUGAUUUCGUCCAUCAUUCUUGUCUUCAAGCCUGAAAUGACGUUUAUGGAUCCUUGUUGCACAUUUAUCUUUUCAAUUCUGGUGUUGUAUACAACGUACCAUCUUGUCAAGGACUCCCUUGCCGUACUGAUGGAAGGCGCACCACAACACAUCCAAGCCGAUGCCGUUGAAAAAUCACUGGCGGAAAUCCCCGGCGUCGUGGCCGUCCAUGAUUUGCAUAUCUGGACUUUGUCGCCCGGCAAGAGUUCAUUGACGGCACAUAUCGUCGUGGCGCAGAAUCCGCUCAUCAAUUAUGACGAGGUUCUGACUUCCGGUCAGCGCAUUGUUUCCGACCAGUUUGGUGUGCUUCAUUCCACACUGCAAAUCGAAUCGGACCAUGCUUACUUUACCAGCCACUGUCAUCCCGAUCUCUGUAGCAACCGACCUUGA
Messenger RNA from Radiomyces spectabilis, 1116 nucleotides. Its product is annotated as cation efflux protein. The record is from RefSeq and is a predicted model, not a curated record. The transcript is spliced from 7 exons. Lineage: Eukaryota; Fungi; Mucoromycota; Mucoromycetes; Mucorales; Radiomycetaceae. The coding region runs from base 1 to 1116 and encodes 371 amino acids. Gene Ontology annotation, molecular function: zinc ion transmembrane transporter activity. Gene Ontology annotation, cellular component: plasma membrane. Gene Ontology annotation, biological process: zinc ion transmembrane transport.